Syngnathoides biaculeatus (alligator pipefish) is the source of this 524-nucleotide messenger RNA. It is a transcript of the gene rpl27, whose product is annotated as ribosomal protein L27. Gene Ontology annotation, cellular component: cytosolic large ribosomal subunit; ribosome. The transcript has 5 exons. The coding region runs from base 78 to 488 and encodes 136 amino acids. NCBI's taxonomy places the organism in Eukaryota, Metazoa, Chordata, Actinopteri, Syngnathiformes, Syngnathidae. The record is from RefSeq and is a predicted model, not a curated record. Gene Ontology annotation, biological process: translation. Gene Ontology annotation, molecular function: structural constituent of ribosome.
UAACACAUGGGUCAAAGUUCGUAAAAGUCUCCUCCACUUCCUUUCCUAGCAGCGGAGGCCGUAGAUACAAUACCAGAAUGGGCAAAUUUAUGAAGCCUGGGAAGGUGGUGAUGGUCCUCGCUGGCCGUUACGCUGGCCGCAAAGCUGUCAUUGUUAAGAAUAUCGACGACGGCACAGCCGACCGGCCUUAUAGCCACGCACUGGUGGCUGGCAUCGACCGCUACCCUCGCAAGGUAACCGCCUCCAUGGGCAAAAAGAAGAUCGCCAAGAGGUCCAAAAUCAAGGCCUUCGUCAAAGUCUACAACUACAACCACCUCAUGCCCACAAGAUACUCUGUAGACAUCCCUUUGGACAAAACGGUGGUGAACAAAGAUGUCUUCAGGGAUCCCGCUCUCAAAAGCAAAGCCAGACGUGAGGCCAAGAUGAAGUUUGAAGAGAGGUACAAGACAGGCAAGAACAAGUGGUUCUUCCAGAAGCUCAGAUUCUAAAUUCACCUGAUUUAACUAAUAAACACAAAAAAAAGU